UCUUCUUCCACACAUAAAUUUCACUCUUUAUUUCUUCAUUUUUUUUCUGGUUUCCUGCAAUCAUACAUGAUGAUCCGACAAAGCCCCUUCCUUCUUGGUUUGAUUCAGACUUCCAUAUCAAAGGUUUCUGCAAGAUGUUUGACGGCACAGGCUGCCUCGGCGCUUCAGGAAAAUGAACCUAUGAUCAGACACGAGGAAUAUGCUGCUGAUAUUGAUUGGAACAACUUGGGUUUUGGUCUAAGACAAACCGAUUACAUGUACAAGUCUAAAUGCACAAAGAACAACACUUUUGAGCAAGGACAACUAGUUAAUUAUGGAAACUUAGAAUUGAGCCCGGCUGCUGGAGUUUUAAACUACGGCCAGGGACUCUUCGAAGGUACAAAAGCUGUGAGGGGAGAAGACGGUCGCCUUUUGCUUUUUCGACCCGAUCAAAACGCCAUCCGAAUGCAAAUCGGAGCCGAGCGAAUGUGCAUGCAAUCCCCAUCUAUAGAACAGUUUGUAGAUGCAGUUAAACAAACAGCUUUAGCCAAUAAACGUUGGAUUCCACCUCCAGGAAAAGGGUCGCUUUACAUCAGGCCUUUGCUCAUUGGAACUGGGCCUAUAUUGGGCUUAUCUCCUGCUCAUGAGUACACAUUUUUAGUAUAUGCCUCCCCAGUUGGCAACUAUUUCAAGGAAGGUACGGCACCGUUAAACUUAUACGUUAACAACGAGUUUCAUCGUACAACUCGUGGUGGAGCGGGAGGGGUCAAAAGCAUUACAAAUUAUGCCCCGGUAUUGAAACCGUUAUUAAGAGCAAAGGAACAAGGGUUCUCAGAUGUAGUGUACCUUGAUUCGGUCCAUAAAAAGUACAUCGAGGAAGUUAGUUCUUGUAAUAUUUUCAUUGUUAAGGGUGAUGUUAUUUCAACGCCUUCAACGGUAGGUACUAUCCUCGAAGGAAUCACCAGAAAGAGCAUCAUUGAUAUUGCACGUGACUUAGGAUACAAGGUUGAAGAACGUUUAGUUGCAGUAGAUGAAUUGAUGGAAGCCGACGAAGUUUUCACUACUGGAACCGCGGUUACUGUUGCCACUGUUGGUAGCAUAACAUACAAUGGUCGAAGAGUGGCGUAUAGAACAGGUGAUGGGUUGGUGAGUCAGAAUUUAUUCAAAAGGCUAGUAGGAAUUCAAGUUGGGAAAGUUGAAGACAAAUACAACUGGAUAGUUGAUAUUUAAUAAAGAUAUGUGCAAUGGUAAUGUAAUGUUUGAUUUGUAAAAUAAAAAGAAAAAAGUACUUCUCUCUAAUGAUUUUCAGAGUUAAUUAUACAA
Helianthus annuus (common sunflower) is the source of this 1302-nucleotide messenger RNA. RefSeq names its product branched-chain-amino-acid aminotransferase 2, chloroplastic. The record is from RefSeq and is a predicted model, not a curated record. Gene Ontology annotation, biological process: branched-chain amino acid metabolic process. Bases 67 to 1209 code for a protein of 380 amino acids. The transcript has 10 exons. Gene Ontology annotation, molecular function: branched-chain-amino-acid:2-oxoglutarate transaminase activity. Lineage: Eukaryota; Viridiplantae; Streptophyta; Magnoliopsida; Asterales; Asteraceae.